Oncorhynchus gorbuscha (pink salmon) is the source of this 2106-nucleotide messenger RNA. Its product is annotated as T-lymphocyte activation antigen CD80-like. The transcript has 7 exons. The record is from RefSeq and is a predicted model, not a curated record. Gene Ontology annotation, cellular component: external side of plasma membrane. The coding region runs from base 114 to 962 and encodes 282 amino acids. Gene Ontology annotation, biological process: cell surface receptor signaling pathway; T cell costimulation; positive regulation of T cell proliferation. NCBI's taxonomy places the organism in Eukaryota, Metazoa, Chordata, Actinopteri, Salmoniformes, Salmonidae.
CCACACCCUCCAUCAUGCUUUGGAAUGAAGAACUGCAUAAGUGUACUGAGAACACUUCACACACCAACCUCUCCGACUUCACACUCAGUUACGGCUGUUAAGAAAGGCAAAGCAUGGACGUGGUCUAUGGGAUGUGUGUGCAAUGGCUACUUCGGUGUGUCCUCUUCCUGGUAUCGCUGCCGUUUCUUCAAACUAAAGAUGUCACCAUGGUGAUAGGAGAGGUGGGCGGGGCUGUGACUAUCCCCUGUACCUCAGACCUCUGGGAGAACCAUCUGGUCUUCAUGUACGUACAGAGACCUGGUUCCAAUGGAAAUAAUCCCCGGUUCAUUAAUGGCUACCAUAUGAAUAAGCGGUUAGACCCUAAGGAGUACACUAACCGCACACAUGUAGACCCCAGACAGCGAACCAUGAAGCUGUGGAGUAUAUUGCCGUCAGAUGAGGGGUUGUAUGAGUGUCACAUUCAAUACCGAACAAAGAAGAAGCAGGAGAACAUACAGCUCAAUGUGACAGCCAACUACAGCAUCCCCAUUGUAACGGUGGCCUGUGACAAUGUCAGUUGCUUGGUGACGUGUUCCUCCAACAGUGGUUACCCUCGUAGGGACAUUGAGUGGAGCCCAAACCCUCCUCUGAACCAGAGCCACUGGAGAGUAUUGAACAGUAGUGAUGUGACAGACCCGGUCUCUAUGCUGUUCUCUGUCUUCAGUUCCAUAUCCGUCAACUGCUCCUCCGGACCCCGGCUGAACCUCAGCUGUGCUGUAGGGGGCGCCCUUUCACAGGAACACACUGUCUGCUGGCCUCAGACAGGCUCUCCUGGUGCUUAUGUGACCUCUGCCGUUGUGGCUGGUGCUGUUGCUCUGCUGUGUUUCCUGCUGGCUGGGCUGUUUGUCUUCAAGGAAAGGAAGGCUCAGACAGCCAGAGUUGAUCAAGGUUUGAGCUCUGACGCCUGUUCAUGGUUUCCCUAGUGACAGAACUCAGGCCAACGUGAUUGAUGGGGUUAAGUCUGAACUUCUUAAAGGUGAUUUUGGGACCUGUUCUUUUGAGGAUUUACAUAAACACCAUUGGUCAAUCUGUUAACUACAUCUAUUUAACUAGGCAAGUCAGUUCAGAACAAGUUCUUAUUUUCAAUGAUUGCCUAGGAACAGUGGGUUAAACUGCCUUGUUCAGGAGCAGAAUGACAGAUUUUCACCUUGUCAGCUCAGGGAUUUGAUCUUGCAACCUUUCUAGUUACUUGUCCAAUGCUCUAACCAGUAGGCUACGCUGCCACCACAGAUGUAUGUGGAUAUAUGAGGAUGAUAGUGAUAUGUAUGCUACUUCCCUGACUGGCUGCGUCAAAACAAGAAUCAGAUUUUAGAGCUAUGCAGGAAUCCAUUGCUGAUUUAAAACUUGUGCUUAAUACAGGCAAAACACAAUAAAGUAUGGUUCUCCAACCAAACGGAAUAUAGCAUAUAAAUAAUUGGGAACUGUAUUUAUAUGAUUUUGACCUUUAAAAAACAUAUAGAUAAGAUUUAAAGUUUAAAUAUUUUUCUACUGAAACAGGUUGUGCCUUUCUCUAAGCAGUAGGAAGCAGAUUAUUCAGACAACCAUUUUAUCUGUUCUUGAUAAUGCUGAUAUUAUUUAUCAAAGUACAGCUGCUACUACUCAUAAACCUUUGGAUGCCAUCUACCACAGUGACCUUCAUUUUGUUACAGGUGGUAGUUUUGAUACUAAUCACUGCAUCCUAUAUAAAAAGGUUGGCUGGAAUUCGCUAAAGACCCACAGACAUUACUCAGACAUUACUCCGUUUUGAUUACAAGGCCUGACAUCAUAAACUUCCGUCUUAUCUAAAUUUGCUGUUGGAGUAUAGAUACUUGAGUUGCCUAAUCCACUCGCAGGAUUAGUUUACUCUUGAGGUUCCUAAGGUCUCCCCCGAGAUAGAUAAAUCUGCUUUUAGUUUUAAUUAAUUGUAUUUCUGGAAAAAAUCUAAAUAGAUAGAUAAAUCUGCUUUUAGUUUUAAUUAAUUGUAUUUUUGGAAAAAAUUCUAAAUACAUUUCAUCUUGAUGUUCUGAUACAGUUUGGGCAACUUAAAGUAUUGAUUGGGGACAUAUUUGUGAAGGAAUUUAACUGUUU